AACAAGAAAUGGGGCACGAAGAAGAAGAGCAUCAUUCAGCAUCACCCCAAAAUAGUGGAAAUUUCAAGUUUCAGAAUGUUGCAAUGGCUUUAUUUAAAGUUUUCGACGGGCCAGUGACUUAUGUACGAGAGAAGGUGGUGUUACCUAUUCAGAGCAGGAACCAAACCAAGUAUUAUCACAGGCAUUUCAAUAGGGUCCCAACAGUGGACCAGUGUGAUGAAGAAGAUCCAGUUUGCAUCUAUGAAGCUGACCAGCAGUUCCACAGAGACAGGAUGGUUGACAGCGAUAUUGUCAGGAUUCUGAGGCAAAGAAAGAUUGAAUGCUAUGCGUGGGAAGGUCCUGAUAAAAAAUACAAAUGUCAACAGAUUGAUGAAGAUUAUAACCAGGCGCCUGUUAACUGGUUCAUCAAAUAUAGUGAUAUGAGAAGCGGGAAAGGUGCUUUAUAGGCCUACAUGAAACAGAAACAUAGACUUAUUUGGGAGAGAAGGAAUCCAGGUAAAAAAAAUUACACUGAAUAAAUAGUUCUAUUCAAGAUACUAGGUUUUAAAUAAAUGAACUAAUUAGAAUGUGUAUACUCGCUGUUGAUGUCAAGUCUAUGAAAACGUAGUUGAUUAAAAGAAAAAAUUGUGUUAACAGUUCAAUCUGAUUUGCCAAUAUUUUUAUUUUCAUUAUUGAUUCAACUGACCUAAAAAUAAGG
This is a messenger RNA of Physella acuta, 697 nucleotides long. RefSeq names its product NADH dehydrogenase [ubiquinone] 1 beta subcomplex subunit 10-like. Gene Ontology annotation, cellular component: respiratory chain complex I. The record is from RefSeq and is a predicted model, not a curated record. Lineage: Eukaryota; Metazoa; Mollusca; Gastropoda; Physidae.